Messenger RNA from Bombina bombina (fire-bellied toad), 1651 nucleotides. RefSeq names its product coiled-coil domain containing 174 (gene CCDC174). Bases 108 to 1469 code for a protein of 453 amino acids. The record is from RefSeq and is a predicted model, not a curated record. The transcript has 11 exons. Gene Ontology annotation, cellular component: nucleus. Lineage: Eukaryota; Metazoa; Chordata; Amphibia; Anura; Bombinatoridae.
CUCUUUUCAAAAGUUCGGCCUCUUACCAGAACAGCUGGAUGUGACGUAAUAACAUUACGGAUGUGACGUUAAAACGAGCUGCCCGUGAGAAACACACUGUAAUCGGUAUGGAUAAGAAGAAGGUGCUGGACGUGACCGCAAGCUCGCUGGUAGAUCUCAAGGCCGAACUCUUCCGAAAACAAGAAGAAUUUAAGCAAGAGAAGCUAUCCAAGGAUGCCGGUGCUCCUUUUAAACCACGAGCAGUCACUAAGAAACCGAAUAUAUGGAGUAAGCAGAACUCUGGGGUCACAGCCCGAGCAGAGAGAGAUGUGGAGGAGAAGAUUGAAGAAGAUAAAUCUCUGGAUAAAUCAAGGCAGAAGCUGGAAGAAAAGGCACUGCUGUAUGAGCAGAUGACUAAAGGAGACUUUCCUGAUGAAGAAACAGAGGAGUUGUAUCUGGUUGACUUUGGUCAGAAGAUCAUAGAUAGGCAGAAGGAGGUACAGGCUUUGUAUCAGAAGGGACGACCGGCAGCCAAGGAAGAGAAGGAGAGUCCAGAUCUUCCAAUCCCAGCUGCACAAAAUCCCAGUGAGGAAUGGGUGGAUUAUGUGGACUCACUAGGAAGAUCCAGGCGCUGCUUGAGGAAAGAUCUUUCCGACCUCUUGAAAAUGGACAAGUAUCUGCAAGGAAAUAGACAAAACGUACAGGAGAAGACCCUGUUGUCUGACGAUAUGAGACGGGAGAUGCAGAGGCAGCAAUGGGAGCAGGAGGAAGAGGAAGCAUUGAAAAAACCUGAGGGACCUUUGCAUUAUGAGGAUAUUCGAGAACGUGAGGCCAGACAGCUCGGUGUUGGUUAUUUUGCUUUCGCACGAGAUGAAGAUGCACGUAGGAAGCAGAUGGAGACGCUGGAUAUGCUACGAGAUCAGACCGAAGAUCAAAGACUGAAGCGUGAACGUCUCAAAGCCAAACGUAAAGCCAUGCUGGAUGCACGACUUUCCAAACUGCGGCAGAAGAAGUCAAAGGAAAUGAAGGGAGAAGGAACUGUAGAGUCAGCAAAGCCAGAAGAGUUGCAGAUUGGACCAGAAGCCCUCGAGUUGGAGGUUCCACUGCCAGCUGAAAAGAAGGUGGAAGUGGUUAUCCAGGAGCGGAGGGACACACAGCCAGGGCUACCACAUGUGCGCGAGUGGGACAGAGGCAAAGAAUUCACAUAUGGGAGCUUGUUCAAGCCUUGUACAGACAUCAGCGACGAAAGAGACCCUGAGUUUGCACCACCGUCUGUUUAUGCCUCUAAAAAGAAGAGGUCUAAACGUAGAAAGAAGAGGUCUAAAGGCUUAAAGAAGAGAAUGCAGAACCAACCAGGACCAUCCAACUCUUCACAUUGGGGACAGAGGCAGAACCCAAGUGUGGUGGAACAGCCAAGUCAAACUACAGACAGUAACCUAGAUGGAAAAAGCUUGGAUGAGCUGAUCUCGUUUUACAGACAAGUGACCUGACCCAAGGCAAAGGAAGAUGGGCCUCUACAAUCUCAUGUGUUUGUGACUGGAAACAAAAAGACAAAUUUAUUUUGAUGGUCGUGAACUUUGUCCCUAUAUCCUGUAGUGUAGCAAAGUCAAGUUUCGUUCUUCAACAUCAACCAUAAAUAAACCUAAAACUAAAUAAAUAAGUUGGAAAUGGA